Musca vetustissima is the source of this 950-nucleotide messenger RNA. Its product is annotated as cathepsin L. Lineage: Eukaryota; Metazoa; Arthropoda; Insecta; Diptera; Muscidae. The record is from RefSeq and is a predicted model, not a curated record. Gene Ontology annotation, molecular function: cysteine-type endopeptidase activity. Gene Ontology annotation, biological process: immune response. Gene Ontology annotation, cellular component: lysosome. The coding region runs from base 55 to 945 and encodes 296 amino acids. The transcript has 2 exons.
CUUUUUCACCUCUCUCUUUUGCAGUUGGAACAUGGCAAAAACUACAACAACGAUAUGGAGGAACGUUUCCGUUUCAAAAUCUUCACCGAAAAUCGUCACAAAAUUGCCAAACACAAUCAAUUGUAUGCCAUGGGCAAGGUAACCUACAAGCUGGGCUUGAACAAAUAUGCCGAUAUGUUGCAUCAUGAAUUCAAAGAAACCAUGAAUGGCUACAAUCACACCAUGCGUCAGGCAUUGCGUGCACAAGGUUAUGUUGGCAUGACUUAUAUCCCACCGGCCCAUGUCACUGUACCCAAAACUGUUGAUUGGCGUCAAAAGGGUGCUGUCACCCCUGUCAAGGAUCAAGGUCAUUGCGGUUCAUGCUGGUCUUUUUCCGCAACUGGUGCCUUGGAGGGACAACAUUUCCGUAAAACCGGUGUCUUGGUCUCGUUGAGUGAACAAAAUUUGGUCGAUUGCUCAACGAAAUAUGGCAACAACGGCUGCAAUGGUGGCCUUAUGGAUAAUGCCUUCCGUUACAUUAAGGAUAAUGGUGGCAUUGACACCGAAAAGGCCUAUCCCUAUGAAGGUAUUGAUGAUUCCUGCCAUUUCGAUAAGAAUGCUGUUGGUGCCACCGAUACCGGUUUUGUUGACAUUCCCGAGGGUGAUGAAGAGAAAAUGAUGGCAGCUGUUGCCACAAUUGGCCCUGUCUCCGUGGCCAUUGAUGCCUCACACGAAUCAUUCCAAUUCUAUAGUGAGGGCGUUUACAAUGAACCCGCCUGUGAUUCGCAGCAAUUGGAUCAUGGUGUUUUGGUUGUCGGCUAUGGUACCGAUGAAAAUGGCCAAGAUUAUUGGUUGGUCAAGAACUCAUGGGGUACCACCUGGGGUGAUAAGGGUUUCAUUAAGAUGGCACGUAAUCAACAGAAUCAGUGUGGUAUUGCCACUGCCUCUAGUUAUCCUACUGUCUAAACGAA